This is a messenger RNA of Zymoseptoria tritici IPO323, 1251 nucleotides long. RefSeq lists its product as uncharacterized. The record is from RefSeq and is a predicted model, not a curated record. Gene Ontology annotation, molecular function: single-stranded DNA binding. Gene Ontology annotation, biological process: DNA damage response. Lineage: Eukaryota; Fungi; Ascomycota; Dothideomycetes; Mycosphaerellales; Mycosphaerellaceae. The transcript has 2 exons. The coding region runs from base 1 to 1251 and encodes 416 amino acids.
AUGUGUGGAAGAUAUGUUCUCAGCAUGAGGCCCGGCCAAUAUCGACAAAGAUUGGUAGAGCAAGACAUGCCCGUAGAAGAAGCUCCCGCCGACGACGAAAUCCGGUCAACCUACAACUUCGCCCCAAGCUACCACGGCCUGAUCUACCGCGCCAACACAUCCGACCGCGGCGGCGGCGAUGAACAAAGUGAACCCCGCGACGGCGAAUCAUCACCCAAAAAGGUCAAACUCUCCCACUCCUCAUCAACUCAACCCCAAGUCGACGGCCUCGCCACCAAACAAACAAAAUACAAACUCCAAGCCGCAAAAUGGGGCCUCAUUCCCUUCUGGACCAAACGCCCUCCGGACUACGCCAGCCAAAUGCGCACCAUCAACUGCCGAGACGACAGCCUGAUUGAAAACCGUGGCCUGUGGAACACGAUGAAGCAGCGCAAACGGUGCAUCGUCAUCGCCGAAGGCUUCUACGAAUGGCUGAAGAAGAACGGCGGCAAAGUCCCGCACUACACGAAACGCAAAGACGGCCAACUAAUGUGUUUCGCGGGCCUAUGGGACAUGGUGCAGUACGAAGACAGCGAGGAGAAGCUGUACACCUACACCGUCAUCACGACGGACUCGAACGCGCAGCUGAAAUUCCUGCAUGAUCGCAUGCCGGUGAUAUUGGAGCCGGGGAGUGAGGAGAUGAGGAAGUGGUUGGAUCCGAGCCGGGUGGGUUGGGAUAAGGAGUUGCAGGGCAUGUUGAAGCCUUUUGAGGGGGAGUUGGAGUGUUAUCCUGUCGAUCAGGCGGUAGGGAAAGUCGGGAAUAAUUCUCCAAGUUUUUUGAUCCCGAUUGAUAGUAAGGAGAAUAAGAAGAAUAUUGCGAAUUUCUUCGGGACGCAGAGGGCGACUGCUAAGGAGGUGGCGGCGAAGAAUGAGAUUAAGAGGAGGAAUGAUGAGGAGGCGGAGGGCAAGCAGGAUCCGGACGAGGACCGUGAGACGAUGAUGAAGGUUGAGUCGACGGAGGAUAAUGCUCCGUUGCCGAAGCCGAAGGACGAGUCGGAGCAGGACUUGUCUCAGCGUAUUGAGGACGAUAAUGCGAAAGGACCGCCCAAGAAAGCCAUCAAGACAGAAGAGUCGAAUGCUUCGCCGUCGAAGAGCUCUCAGGUGAAGAAGCCGGCGGGCAAGAAAACCAGAAGUGCAGUGUCGAAUGAGAAGGUUGCGAAGACGCCGACGAAAGGAGGAAAUGCCAAGAUUACCAGUUUCUUUGGGAAGUGA